GGAAUCCGCUCAGUGUCGCUGCUGUAGCUGUAGGUCUCACUUGUAAUUCAAGCCCAUUGGGAAACGGACUCAUCGAAAACAAUUCCACUAGGAACGCUCGGUUAAUGUAUGCCACGCUGUAAGACUGUAUUGUCACCGUAUUUCUGAAUGCCACAGUUACCAAAGGAAAAUCCCCAAAAGAGCGUCGCCUGAAAACUUCAAAUGGAAAGAGCUUGGCGAAUGCAAGACGUACCAGGGAGAUCCGAGCUCUGUUCAUGAGAGUAAAGACUAUCACAUUUCAGUCUGUCAAUCGCUUACUUGCUUGAAGUGGAUCUUUGGUAUGGACUUAACAAGGAGCUAAUGUCAAGUGGACUUUGAAAAUAGUUUAUAACAUAGAAGACGUCAUUCUGCCGGGUUGUUUGAUACGCAUUUUCGUUUCCGUGAGGAUCUGUUUGAAAAGUCCGUGGAAAUGGGGGAACAGCCGAUCUUCACCACCAGGGCUCAUGUCUUCCAAAUCGAUCCCACCACCAAGAAGAACUGGGUCCCGGCCAGCAAGCAGGCCGUCACCGUCUCCUACUUCUACGACAGCACGCGGAACAGCUACCGCAUCAUCAGCGUGGACGGUUCCAAGGUGAUAAUUAAUAGCACAAUCACACCCAACAUGACCUUCACUAAGACCUCCCAGAAGUUUGGCCAGUGGGCGGACAGCAGGGCUAACACCGUGUUUGGACUGGGAUUCGCAUCAGAACAGCAACUCACAAAGUUUGCAGAGAAAUUUCAGGAGGUAAAAGAGGCUGCAAAACUUGCCAGAGACAAGUCUCAGGAAAAGAUGGAGACCUCCAGUAACCAUUCCCAGGAAUCUGGUCGGGAGACUCCCUCAUCCACACAGGCUUCCAGUGUCAACGGCACCGACGACGAGAAGAUCUCUCAUGGGGGCCCGGAGACGGCACUACUCCAAAGCGAGAACGACCGACUAAAGACUGCCGUGGAGCAAAGCAAUACUAAUGCCAAGAAGUGGGAGACUGAACUACAGACCUUGAAGGAGAGCAAUGCCCGUCUGGUUGACUCACUGCAAGAGUCCAAUACUAAUAUUGAGACGUGGAAAAAACAACUGGCCACCUGCAAGGAAGAAGGUGAUCAGCUCAGGAGCAAGAUCACAGAGCUGGAGGCCCAGUGUAAGGAGGCCAACCAGGAGAAGGAGAGGAAUGCCCAGCUCGCACUCCGAGUACAGGAGCUGGAGGCCGAGCUGCAGGACAAAGAACAGGAGCUGGAGAACCUGCGAAAGCAAGCCGAGAUUAUCCCACAGCUCAUGGCUGAAUGUGAGAGCAUCACUGGAAAAUUACAGGCUGCCGAAACGGCAAAUAAAGAGCUGUCUGAGAAGAUGGUCGUCCUCCAAAGCGAUGUUGAUGAAAGCCAACAAAAGCAAGGGAACAUGAAGGGCGAGCUGAAGAAGUUCAUGGAUGUUUUGGAGGGCAAAAUCGACGAGCUGCACGAGGUCAGGCAGGGCCUGUCCAAACUGGGCCUUGACAACUAGGAAACCCGCUUUGUGCCGACGCCACUAUGGGAAACACCGAAGAUGGGAAGUUGUCAGCAUAGAUCACCACGGUACCAUGUCCCAAGUGGAUUCCACUUAUAAUGGAGAACAAUCACAAUAAUAAAUGAAAAAGUAACAGCUAUAAAACAAUGGCCAUGAGGAAGAGGGAGAGCGCCACGACCCAGAAUGCUCCUGCUGAUAAGUGUGCAUUGCAUCUUCUGAGACGUGGCACAGUCCUGCAAUGUGGCUACGAUGCCAUAUCUUCUAGGGUUAAAGGGUGGAGGGUUUUGUCGGUCUGUCAAUCUAUCGGUCUGUCUGUCUGUCAGUCAGUCUGCCUGUCAUGUCUUGCUGUGACAUCUGUGUGCGUGUUUGCCGCAGUCCACGCUCCUAGACCAGAUGUGGAGGUGCAAAGGGUUUCUCAAAGGGCUAACGGUGAGAUAGAGUAGACGGCUAGCUUCAUUCAUGUAAGUAAUAAUAGAUCACAAUUACACUGGAGACCUCGAGUACGUAUGAGGGGUGAAACCGUAACCUGUACGCGUCGGUUUCACAAAUGAUCUCAGGUUGUUUUGGGGGGACAGUUUGGUCAUUCGAUAUGCACAUACAUGAACGGCAGUGUCACAAAAGUGCCUCAGCUUGGAGUUCCUCUAAGCUGGCAAAGCUCUCUGGAGCUUCCCAAAGCCAGAGCGUCGAGGAUUAAAUUAAUAACCACUUUGAUAUUUCUAUGAAAGCAGAGUCUAACAGGCUCCUGGGGUAGUUUACCUCUGUUUACGAAGGUACUAGCUCAUCUAGGGAGUCAUUUGUAGAGCCAGUGAGACUGGAGAGCAGUUGAUGAAAGCUGAGCACAUCCCAUGGAUGUUGUGGCACGCAGACUUGCAUGAGACCUGCCUCAGUAAGAUCAAACAGUGCAUUAAGAAAUGCAGGUGCCUGGUCGGCUAAAGUGUAUGUGCAUAAUAAUCAAGGGAGCUCUUGUUCAUUCUCAGUAGAAUUGGGAAAAAUACAAUACCUACCAGUUACCCCAAAACUAUGCUAGGAAACCCAUUUGUUUGAAUGCUAAAUUCAGAGGAUUUUUGCAUGUGGUGGUGCCGAUUUCAUCCAUUUUAAGAAGAAAUGUCCGUCUUUCACUUUGUAGUUUAUGUAAUGGAUGUGCUUCCCAUACUUCAAUCUCUCUCUUUCUCUUUUGUAUGAUGGUGUGUUUGGGCUCAAGGGAUGUGCUAUUGCUGCUAGACUUUGGGGAUUACAUGGAAAGUGUACUUCUUCAACCGGAGUUGGGUCAGGUCUGUAAUACAGUCCAAUGCUGCAACUCAGUUUCCAAACUGUGCUGGUGCCUAAAGAUUCAGUUUGACUCUUUCUAGCAGCAAACUAGCAUAUGAAAACAAUGUCUUUAUGUUAUUGAUAAGUUGAGAUACACUUGUUUUUUUGUUUGGUUUUUUUUGGGUGCCGACUUUAUAUGGAAUUAUGUGUUUUCAAGGGAUGGUGAUGUCACAUGUUCUCUGUGUCUUUUCCAAACUUAAAAUGUGAAACUUGCCUUUCUAACAACAGCCACAUUCUUCUGUUUGCUAGCUGUGACUGUUGGGAAUGGGACAAACAUCUCAUUAUAGACUCGCUGUUGGGAAAUGUUGCUGUAAAUGUUCAGUUGUAAGUCACUGUUGGAGUUCACCCCGCAUGGUGUUCUCUCCAGAGUGGACUCUCCCAUCCCAGGCCGGCCCUCAUCUGGGUGUCAUCUGGCCCAGACUCACUCAAGAGGCUGCCGCCUGGGGGACGCCACACCAAGUAAAUCCACACACUGAAGAGACCUCCCAAGUGAGGGAAGGAAUCCUUGCUAAAUAGUAUACUGAGAACACUUGACCUUUUUUCCUCCUGAGACAAUUGACUCCUUUUCACUUUUUGUGAUUUUCUGAACGAAGUUGUACCAUAUAGAGUUGAUAACUGUUCAAAUAUAGUUUAACUACAAA
This is a messenger RNA of Alosa sapidissima (American shad), 3465 nucleotides long. It is a transcript of the gene homer2, whose product is annotated as homer scaffold protein 2. The transcript has 9 exons. Bases 449 to 1513 code for a protein of 354 amino acids. The record is from RefSeq and is a predicted model, not a curated record. Gene Ontology annotation, cellular component: cytoplasm; dendrite; plasma membrane. Gene Ontology annotation, biological process: G protein-coupled glutamate receptor signaling pathway; regulation of store-operated calcium entry. Gene Ontology annotation, molecular function: G protein-coupled glutamate receptor binding. Lineage: Eukaryota; Metazoa; Chordata; Actinopteri; Clupeiformes; Clupeidae.